This is a messenger RNA of Pongo pygmaeus (Bornean orangutan), 1308 nucleotides long. RefSeq names its product F-box protein 16 (gene FBXO16). Lineage: Eukaryota; Metazoa; Chordata; Mammalia; Primates; Hominidae. The coding region runs from base 107 to 985 and encodes 292 amino acids. Gene Ontology annotation, molecular function: protein binding. The transcript is spliced from 9 exons. The record is from RefSeq and is a predicted model, not a curated record.
GGACUCGGGGGAGUCAGAGAAAAAGCUGACCUAAUGCAACUGUGGCAACGUCAGCGCUUGAGGCUUGAAGAGGGAGACAAGCUAAAAGAGGAUAUCCAGUUGUUUCAUGAUGGCAUUUGCACCUCCGAAAAACACAGAUGGUCCCAAAAUGCACACAAAGAUGAGCACCUGGACACCCCUAAACCAUCAGCUAUUGAAUGACCGGGUAUUUGAAGAAAGAAGAGCCCUGCUUGGCAAAUGGUUUGACAAAUGGACAGACUCUCAAAGAAGAAGAAUCCUCACAGGCCUGUUGGAGCGCUGCUCGCUGUCCCAGCAAAAGUUCUGCUGUCGAAAGCUUCAAGAGAAAAUUCCAGCAGAAGCCCUGGACUUUACGACCAAGCUUCCAAGGGUGUUAUCUUUAUACAUCUUUUCUUUCCUGGACCCCCGGAGCCUUUGUCGUUGUGCACAGGUGUGCUGGCAUUGGAAGAACCUUGCUGAGCUGGACCAGCUCUGGAUGCUGAAAUGUUUACGGUUUAACUGGUACAUCAAUUUCUCUCCAACUCCGUUUGAGCAGGGGAUCUGGAAGAAGCACUAUAUUCAAAUGGUGAAAGAACUUCAUGUUACCAAGCCUAAGACACCCCCAAAGGAUGGAUUUGUAAUCGCUGACGUUCAACUAGUUACAAGCAAUUCUCCAGAGGAAAAACAGUCCCCUUUAUCAGCUUUUCGGUCCUCUUCCUCUUUAAGAAAGAAGAAUAACUCAGGGGAGAAAGCACUUCCACCCUGGCGAUCUUCUGAUAAGCAUCCGACAGAUAUCAUUCGUUUUAAUUACCUAGACAACUGUGACCCCAUGGAGACUGUCUGGCAAGGAGGAAGAAAAAGAAACCAAAUGACCCCAGAUUUCAGCCGACAGUCACAUGAUAAGAAAAACAAAUUGCAGGACAGAACUAGGCUAAGAAAAGCACAAUCAAUGAUGUCGAGGAGAAAUCCCUUCCCACUAUGUCCCUAAGUUCCAGCUGUCCCUAAAAGUUCCAGCUCAUCUCGCCUGGCCUCCCCCUGAGUCAGUGGGACUCCCAGCCACUGCCACCACAGCUGAAAUUCUCAUGCAACAUCUUCACAGGCACCUUGGGCCCCAAGCAUGACUCAUCCAGGUUCCAGAGCCAAAGUGGACUGAACAUGGAAAGACUUUUAUUAUAGAAAUGACAAGAUGCUUUGCACGGUGGAGAGCUGAAUUUACUUGGCUCCCAUUAGAAACUCUUUCAGCUUAAGUACUUACUGUGGUAGUGAGUCCUACAGUAUUUCAGUAAAAAGGAAUUCAUGGCAUAAAUGUGG